CCUUUGCAUCCUUCGAGCUCCUCCGCGAAGUUUGCACUCACGAAUCCAUGCCCUCUCUUGUCGCUCCUUUCAUCAUCUAUUCCUCACACUGAUCCAAAUGUCAUCAAGAUUUACCGUCUAAGCUGUGGUCGCGGCUUUGCUAGUCGUGUGUCUGGCCGCGGGCGCUCGGCGCUCGGCAAAUUGUUUUGGCCGGGAACAGCAGCGUCGGCUGCGUUGUGGAGGCGCUUGCCAUCUCCAACUCACCACCAUUCUAUCGUCCCCUUCUAUUCCACUCACCACCAGCCAAUCUACCCAUCCACAUCCAAUCAUGACAUCCCCGAACAUCUGCAAGUGGGGCAUCCUCGCCACGGGCGGCAUCGCCGUCAACUUCGUGGAGGACCUCCUUCUUGACUCUUCGAAGCGCAACGCCUCGGACGUGCAGCACGUUGUAGCCGCCAUUGCCUCCUCUUCGUCACUCGAAAAGGCAGACGACUUCAAGGCAAAGACUGGCUGCCCCUCCUCUACCAAGACAUACUCCAGCUACGAGGACAUGGUCAAGGACAAGGACGUUGACAUCGUUUACAUUGCUACACCCCACGUCUACCAUUAUGAGAACACGCUGCUGUGCCUCGAAAACGGUAAAGGCGUGCUUUGCGAAAAGCCAUUUACGAUCAAUGCGGCGCAAUUGAAGCACCUCAUCACCGAAGCUCGCAAGCGCAACCUUUUCCUCAGUGAGGCAAUGUGGACUCGUCACAUCCCUGCCGUGCGUGAGGUUCAGCGACUCAUCCACGAAGAGAAGGUAUUGGGUCGAAUCACUCGCGUCUUCUCCGACUUGUCAGUCCCCUUCGCCCUCGAUCCCAAGCACCGCAUCUACAAUCCGGAACUUGGGGGUGGCGCACUGCUCGACGUAGGCAUAUAUGCCCUGACGUGGCAGCUGUUGACCCUCUACCAGCAUCCUGAGAAUGCUCGCGCCCAUCCCGAAUUCACGAGUACAUUCACAAAGUCGCCACUCACUGGCGUGGACGACAGUACGGUGGUCAUUGGCAAUUAUCCUCGUCUCGGGGCUCAAGGGAUUGCCACCACCUCCCUGCACGCCAAGACGAGCUCAGUCUACUCGGUUCUCAUCCAAGGAGAAAAGGGAGACAUUCGCGUCCCACCCAUGCCUAUGAACCCGGAGCGUUUCUUCCUUGACUUGAAGGGCCAGGAGUCCAAGGAGAUCGAAAUCUCUAUGAACGGCUCCAACGGCAUGGGCUUCGAGGCUGAUGCUGCUGCGCGAUGCUUGAGGGAUGGUAAGAAAGAGACGGAGCUUUGCACACUGGAGGGCGAUUCGCUGGUGGUUAUGAAGAUCAUGGAUGAGGUGAGGCAGAAGGGAGAUUUCAGGUACCCGGAGAAGUGGGAGGCUACGCGACCUGGCGUUUGAUGAGGCCUGCGAGGAUAGUCGGACGCAGAC
This is a messenger RNA of Jaminaea rosea, 1429 nucleotides long. Its product is annotated as NAD(P)-binding protein. Lineage: Eukaryota; Fungi; Basidiomycota; Exobasidiomycetes; Microstromatales. Bases 308 to 1399 code for a protein of 363 amino acids. Gene Ontology annotation, molecular function: nucleotide binding. The transcript has a single exon. The record is from RefSeq and is a predicted model, not a curated record.